AAGUCGGAGCAUGUCGUAGUUUAAAAAUAAUGAACUGAAUUAAUUUAUUUUUGUUUGAACAUUUAUAACUGUCGUCAAACAAUGUUUGCUAAGUACCAUUCGUUAAAAAUUGGCGUAUGUAAACAAUGGGAAAUUGCUUCAGUUUACAAAUCACUAUAUUAUGCAUGUUGAACUGCUACAUAUUUUAAAAAGAUAAAAAGAAUAACAAUUUCGGAAAAAAAGUAGUAUCUUUUAUCUUGUAUUACAGUAAAACUUCAUUACUAUAGGUUUGAGUGAAUAUAUGUGUAUAUAUUUCACGUGUAAAAAAAAUGUCAACCGAAAAAAUGUAUACACAGGGUGAAGAAUUUUGUAAAUCGUUUACACUGAAAACUGGAUGGGAACUACCAAAUCAUAAUGAUAUGUUUACAAAACCUCAAUGGAAAUUAGAGGAUUAUCAAAAUUUAAAAACUGUCUUAAAUAGUACCAAACAAAAACUGAAUUUUUUUGAUUUAGAUCAAUGGCAUUCACAUACGACUAAAAUGAAUCCAGCAGGCCUAGUCAUAAAGCAUAUUAGACAUCACAUACGUCCUGAUUUUUUGACUCAGGCGUGGUGUAAAUUUUAUGAAAUCGCCUAUGGUUCGAAUUUGAUUCCACACAAUAUAAACGAUAGAAAUAUCGUUUCUACCGUGCAUCUGUGCGAAGCUCCUGGAGCUUUUGUGUCUUCGUUGAACCAUUACAUGGCAAUAAAUCAUGAAUGUUUGCGGUUAGAAUGGUUAGCGAUGACGUUGAAUCCCUAUCAUGAGUCCAACGGACAUCCCGACAUUGUCAGUGACGACCGAUUAAUACUGAAUACGUUGGAAAAUUGGGAGUUCGGGCCGGACUACACGGGCGAUAUAUUCCAAUCGGGAUAUUCUGAACAUUUGUUCUGCACGGUGCUGAAGAAAUUCGAUAGAAACGCAUGUUUGGUGACUGCGGACGGAAGCAUAGACUGCUCGGACGAUCCUGGUGAACAGGAGAACGUGGUGAUGCGCCUACACAACUACGAGACUAUGGUAGCGCUCAAUGUCUUGCGGGAGGGCGGUUCACUGGUGCUGAAAAUGUUUACUGUGUUCGAGUGCAACACAAUAUGUAGAAUGUAUUUGCUAUGUUGCUUGUUUAAAUCGGUUGUUGUUAAGAAACCGAUAACUAGCAAGCCUGGUAACUCAGAAGUUUAUGUGGUGUGCACGGGAUAUUUGGGCAGAACGUUAGCUUUACCGUUCAUACGGAUGUUCUUCUCGAAUGUUCAGCAGAAAAACGCUAUGUUCAUUCUGUCCCAAAUCCCAUGCGAAUUCCAAGUAGGUUUGCUCGAAUGUUCUACAUAUUUUUCAAAUUUGCAAAUUCAAGCCAUCGAAAGCAAUAUCGACGCCUUGUUGUUCAAGGAAGAACGUUAUUGCGAAAUGGAAUCUUUGCAGUGGUACGUGUGUAGAGAGUUUAUUAUCCGGUAUGGAUUACGGCCAAUCCGGUAUAAUCAAGAGCUAAUGACGAGGUGUUUUAAGUCCAAAGUCCGGAUCAAUGGUAUAAGACGUGGUAUAUCGUAUGCUGAAAAAAUACGUCUCCGUCACUUGGACUUGGAACAGGAAGCAGAUGCGUUGUAUCGAGAUAUUGUGAAAUGUGAUGAAUGGAAAAUGCCGUGUUUCCGUGGGGGCAAUAGUAAACAAUAUAUAAUCUGGGGCAAUAGUAAACAACUGAGCGUGCGUGCUUCGGACAUAUAUUUUCGCCUAGGAAAACCGGUAACUGUCGUUAAGGGAUCUAAAUUUUGCAGCGAGUCACUGUUACAUUAUAGAUUACGUGUUCUAUCAAAAUUUCCUCAAGUCGAGAACACGAUCGAUAUGGAUUCUCGGAGUUUUUAUUACAGGUUUAAGCUCGAGCGUCCUGACCUGACCGUUUGCGAUUUGACUGAAAUAUGUGCCCAAUAUCGAAUGGACAACGUCGAUCAACAAUAUUAUUGUUUGAAAGCAAUGCUUUUGGCGUUGCAGCAGGUUAAAAAAGACUUCCUGCUAAUCGGUUUUCCAUUGUACACUCAAAUGUCCGUCGCUUGUUUCUUUGCGGUGGCUAGUAUGUUUGAAACAUAUGGUCUGCUGAAACCUGACCAUCAGUAUGGUCACGCCUUUGUGUUUCUAAAGUAUAAAAAGCACGAAGGUUGGUUCAAUGCGUUAAGCAAAGCAAAUGAUUUCUUGUUACCUGCAGCUAAUAAAGAUUUAGCCUUAGUUUCGUGGGUACCAAUUAGGGUACUAUUAGAACAAAAAAUUUAUGCAGAUAUAGUGACCAUCAAUAACUUGUGUAUUAUACAUGAGAUUGAACCUAUUUUAUCUUCAUUUUUAAAUUCUGUUUCCUAGUACUAUAUGUUUAUUUGUAAUGAAGCUAUAUUUAUAACAUCAAAAAUGUUAUUUAUUUAUAUGUU
Messenger RNA from Sipha flava (yellow sugarcane aphid), 2419 nucleotides. RefSeq names its product cap-specific mRNA (nucleoside-2'-O-)-methyltransferase 2-like. The coding region runs from base 309 to 2354 and encodes 681 amino acids. Lineage: Eukaryota; Metazoa; Arthropoda; Insecta; Hemiptera; Aphididae. The record is from RefSeq and is a predicted model, not a curated record. Gene Ontology annotation, cellular component: nucleus; cytoplasm. Gene Ontology annotation, molecular function: methyltransferase cap1 activity. Gene Ontology annotation, biological process: 7-methylguanosine mRNA capping. The transcript is spliced from 3 exons.